AUGUCUGAACUAUACAGAGAGAAAUCACAGGCCGAAGAAGAAAUUCAUUCUUUAUCAAAUUCAAAUAAAAGUGAAGUUGAUGAUGCUUUUGAUAUUGCAUUGCAAGCUCGAGAACUAGAAAUCACAGAUGAAAUAGAGAAAAGAAUUUCAAGCAAGAUAAAUUGGUAUAUUCAACCAAUAAUAUUCACAAUUUAUGCAUUACAAUAUAUGGACAAAGUUACGAAUGGAUUUGCUGGUGUUAUGGGAAUUCAAAAGGAUUUAGGGUUAGUUGGUGAUCAAUUUGCUUGGUUAGGUACAGGGUUUUAUUUAGCUUAUUUGAUCGCAGAAUUUCCAAUAGCUCAAGCAUUACAAAGGUUACCUUUUGUCAAAACUUUAUCCUUCUGCAUUAUAGUCUGGGGAAUAACUUUAUGUGCUCAUGCUGGUGCUCAUAAUAGUGCACAGAUAAUCACAGCGCGUGUGUUUUUAGGUAUUUUUGAAAGUAGUAUUACUCCUGGAUUUGUUAUAUUGAGUUCUCAAUGGUAUAAAAAAUCACAACAAUUUGCUUUUACUGCUUUAUGGUUUUCCUGUAACGGGGCAGGGGGAAUAUUAGGUGGACUGAUAGCAUAUGGUCUAUUGCAUCAUGCCGAUUCGUUGGUAAUUGAGUCUUGGAGAGUCUUAUUUCUUGUCACAGGCUUAUUAACAGUACUAUUUGGUAUUGUUUUUUAUUUUUAUGUUCCUGAAAACCCAUCUAAAGCUUGGUUUUUAACCGAAGAAGAGAAACUUUAUCAUGUACAGCGUAUUAGAGAAAAUCAACAAGGUUUUGGGAAUAAAAAAUUCAAAUGGUAUCAAGUUAAAGAAGCUUUUACAGAUAUUAGAACCUGGAUUUACAUAUUUUGGGGACUUGUCGCACAAAUUCCAAAUGGUGGUCUUGGAUCAUUUAGUUCAAUAUUAUUAAAUCAAACUUUAGGCUAUUCCAAAGAACAAGCUUUACUGAUGGGAUUGCCAUCUGGUGCCAUUCAAAUUGCCAGUGGUAUUAUAACUGGUUAUAUUGCUAACAAAACUCAAAAGAGAAUAUUAGUUGGUACUGGAUGCUGUGCUAUAACAUUUAUUGGUAUGUGUUUAUUGGCGUUUACAUCACAUCCAAAAUCUCAAUUAGGUGGUUAUUACAUUAUUCCUUUUUUUGCAAUAGGUAUUGUCACAAUUUUGUCUUCGAUAGCAUCAGAUGCUGCGGGUCAUACUAAAAAGGUAACAGUAUCUGCUGCAUUUUUAGUAGCUUACUGCAUUGGUAAUGUCAUUGGCCCACAAACAUUUAAGGCUUCAGAUGCACCUGGAUAUACGCCAGCUAGAGUAACAAUGGCAGUCUGUUUAGCCAUAGCUACAGUUACUAUGUUUUCUUUGUUAUUAGUCAACAUUCAUGAAAACAGAAAGAGAGACAGAAAAUUUGCUGAAGAUCCAAAUUACUAUAUUGCACCUGAAAAUGCAGAAUUCUUAGAUCUUACAGAUUUUGAGAACAAAAACUUUAGAUAUAGCUAUUAA
Messenger RNA from Hansenula ciferrii, 1515 nucleotides. Its product is annotated as allantoate permease family MFS transporter. Gene Ontology annotation, cellular component: membrane. NCBI's taxonomy places the organism in Eukaryota, Fungi, Ascomycota, Saccharomycetes, Phaffomycetales, Wickerhamomycetaceae. The record is from RefSeq and is a predicted model, not a curated record. Gene Ontology annotation, biological process: transmembrane transport. The coding region runs from base 1 to 1515 and encodes 504 amino acids. The transcript has a single exon. Gene Ontology annotation, molecular function: transmembrane transporter activity.